CAGUUGCAAGAUUGUGUAUGUUAUUCUAUCAACGUUUCACUUCUUCUUCGUCACUUUGUUCGUAUCGUGGCCAAGGGGAAAGAAGAAGAAGAAGGAGAAACAGAACGAGUGAUAUAGUUGAAAUAAAUAAAUAAACACAUCUGUACGUGUAUUGUAUGAAGUAUUGCAUACACUCUGCCGAACAAAUCUCCAAAAAUUCAAGAAAUACGCCGAUACGAAACAUUCUGUUUCUGUUGUUUCAGCUGACAGAACGCAACUGUGUGCUAUUUUGCAAGGUCAAUUAAACAAUGAGUUCAUAAUUUCGAAAAUAAUUAAUUUGGAGUGAAAAUCAAAUAUUUUGAAAAAAUACAAUCUAAAAAUCACUAGUUGGACAAAAAAAAAAUCGAAAGUUAUUUUUUUAAAAAUUCAACAGUGCCAGAUGUUUGAAUGAUCAUUGUUCGUUUUGUAAUAAACGAUGAUCUCAUUAAUUUUGCUGAUUAUAUGCGUCACAAUAUUCAUUUAUGCGUAUUUCUUCUCCAGACCCAAAAACUUUCCACCGGGUCCACCCAGACUGCCAUGGCUUGGAAGCGUAAUUUUUAUGGUACUACUAGAUCCAAAGCACUUGCAUCGUGCCGCCAAACGGAUAUGUAAAUUCUAUAAAUCGUCGGUGAUUGGACUUAAUUUCGGUAAUUUGCCCAUAGUCGUUGUGAACGAUCUGGAGAAUGUGAAAAAAAUGCUAAAUCAUCGCGAUUUUGACGGACGGCCGGAUAUUUUAAUGGCCAGAUUAAGGCAUCCACAGUUCGAAAGACACGGAAUCAUUUUCACCGAUAGCGAUCAGUGGCACGAACAACGGCAGUUUGCUUUGCGACAUUUACGAGAAUAUGGAUUUGGUCGACGCUUUGAUGCAUUUGAAGAAGAAAUUGACACACAAAUUGCUCAAUACAUUGAUUUGGUUAAAAAUGGACCGAAAUAUCCACACGAAAAUAAAUUCUACAAAGACGGCAAAAUCUUACUACCGUAUGCAUUUGGCCCCACCAUAGCCAAUUGCUUAAUGAAGAUCUUUCGCAAUGAAUGCAUACCUCGCGAAGAUAUGGGCGAUCUCAACACACUUAUCGAAAAUUCAUUCAAAUUCCAACGGAAUACCGAUGAUUAUGGAAAGCUAUAUAGUUUGAUUCCGAUUUUGGCAACGCUGUUCCCCGACUUGUCUGGUUACAAAGCAGGGAGAGACGCUUCAAUUUCGACCUUUGAAUUUUUCUCGAAUAUUGUGCACGAGCAAAUUAAAACAUUUGAUGAAAGCUAUGAGCGAAACUUCAUCGAUAUGUACUUAAACAAAUUGAAACAAGCUGAAUCGAAUCCAGAGGAAAAAACAUAUUUUUCAAUUGAUCAAUUGAUCUUCACUUGCAUGGACUUUAUGCUACCGGUAACGUCAUCGAUGCCACAAACAAUCACGUUCUUAUUGCAACAACUUUGCCACGAACCGGAAGUGCAGCGAAAAAUUCAAGAAGAAAUCGAUGAGGUCACUGGCGAUCGUCCGCCAACUUUAGAUGAUCGUGCAAAUAUGCCAUACACGGAGGCGUGUAUGCGUGAAAUAUUGCGAUACGAAACGUUGAUUCCAUCUGGACUACCGCACACAGCACUCGUUGACACCGAAUUUUUGGGCUAUCAUAUUCCGAAGGGAACACUUAUCAUGCCCGCUUUGAACGCAGCCAUGCACGAUCCAUCAGCAUGGGAUCAACCAGACGAAUUUUUUCCGGAACGAUUUUUGGACGCAUCAGGGAAACUCAGCUUGAGCAAAGACAUUUCGGUGUCAUUCGGUGCUGGACGGCGUAUGUGUGCUGGCGAGACAUUUGCACGUAAUAUGCUAUUUCAAUUCAUAACUGCAUUCUUGCAAGCGUUCAGCGUUCGAAUGCCCGACGGCGAAAAACCAUUGGAUUUCAAUGAAAAUCUUACCGGCACCAUUCGUACAUCGCCAGAUUAUUGGGUUCAAGUUACCACACGCUAAUAAUGCGUUUACGGUUUUUUUCGAACUCUACGAAAAUUUUAUUAACGAUAAUUCUUACUCCAAAAAUACUCAAUUAUUCAAACAUUUAAUCGCAUUUAGUUUCAUCACAUUUAUGUGGAUUGAAACAAAUUUAUUUGACUUCUAACGAAACUUUUAUUAGUUUUUCUCAAAAAAAUUGUAUUUCUUUAAUACUCUUCUUAUUCACUCGAUUAAGAUUUCUGUAAUGAAUGAAUAAAAGUCUUCUUUUUUAUGCAUUUAUGAA
Molecule: messenger RNA, 2243 nt
Organism: Sitodiplosis mosellana (orange wheat blossom midge)
Lineage: Eukaryota; Metazoa; Arthropoda; Insecta; Diptera; Cecidomyiidae
Product: probable cytochrome P450 304a1
Exons: 8
Coding region: 455-1981 (508 amino acids)
Molecular function (GO): heme binding; oxidoreductase activity, acting on paired donors, with incorporation or reduction of molecular oxygen; monooxygenase activity
Source: RefSeq, a predicted model, not a curated record